GAUAAUGAAGUGUGAAAAAAAAAAGCUGAAAUAGAGUAUGUUUAUUGGCGCUGGAUACCACUGAUAUCUUCAUAUCUUCAACUUCAACUUCAACUGAAUUCUCCUCUAACCUUUCGGGUUUCAACGCGGUUCCCAGAUUUCUUGGAGGAAUCUAAAUUGCUGGCGAAGUGCAAAGUUUCCAGAUCUAGGGUUUUUCCAAUCCCUAACAAAUGUACAAUGGAAUUGGAUUGCAAACCCCUCGGGGUUCUGGAACCAACGGCUACACUCAAUCCAACAAGUUUUUCGUCAAGCCGAAGGUGAAUAAGGUUACCGAGAACACCAGGGGUUUCGAGCCUGGUCAGGGCACCGCCGGCCUCACCAAGAAACCCAACAGGGACAUCCUCGAGCAUGAUCGCAAGCGUCAGACCGAGCUCAAGCUUGUCGUCCUGGAGGACAAACUCACGGAGCAGGGCUACACCGAUGCUGAGAUUGCUGAGAAGCUUCUUGAGGCCAGGAAAGUGUUGGAAGCUGCUGCCGCUUCUGAUGAGAUCACUGUGCUCUCUGAAAAUAGGACCGAAACGCAGACACACCAAGUUGCUGCUAGGAAGGAAAAGCAGAUGGAGACCUUAAGAGCUGCUCUUGGGAUUAGCUCAUCUGAAUUGAACCAACAAAUUGAUGAGGGUGAGGGUACUGGUGAUGUUCCAAGAAUUGGUCAAAGGAGUGAUCAUGAGAAGCCACGUGAGAAGCGUGAACAUGCAUUUUUGGAUAGAGAUGCUAGGUGGAAGAAACGUUCUGAUGAUGAUUCUGAAUCUGGAAAAGAGGAUAAGAAAAAGGGUGCUAAGAAUGUUAAGAGUAAAAGAAACAAAGAAGAAGCCGACGAAUUUGAUGACCCAAGGAAAUGGAAGAAACAAGAAAAGAGGAGGAUUGAUGAUGAUGAUGAUGAUGAUGAUGAUGCUUCUGAUUCUUCUGAUACAGAUGAUAAUAGGGAACAUGCAAGAGGCACUCUGAAGAAAAACCAAAAAGGUCAAAGGAAUGACAGUGAAAGUGAAAGUGAUACUGGUGUUGAUACUGGCAAGAAGAAUAGGAAGACAAAAUCUACAAAGAAGCACAAUAGAAGCAGACGGCAUGACACUGAUGAUUCUGAUUCAGCUAGCAGCACUGAUGAUUCUGAUUCGGCUAGUGAUGAUGCUGCUGUCAAGGUUGCUGGCAAAAAGGAUGUUCACAGGCAGAAAAGGUCUCAUAGGAAGCGUAAUUUAGAUUCAGAUGAUAAUUCUAGUCUUGAUGGACGAUCAUCUAGACAAAAGACAAAAUCCACAGAGGGGCACCGUGUGAGCAGAAGACAUGACUCUGCUGAUUCUGAUUCUGCUAGUGAUUAUGAUGGUACCAUCAAAGUUUCUUCCAAAAAAGAUGCUAGCAAGAGCAAACGGGCUCAUGGGAGGCAUGACUCAGAUGAUAGUUCUAGCAAUGAUGAAGAACUGUCUAUGCACAAAAAUCAGAAGGGAAGUCAUCAUGAGCGAACAAGGCGACAGCAGGAUUUUAAGGAUGACUCUGAUAAAGAUGGUUGGAGAGAAAAGAAAAGUUCUGAAGUUAGAAGACAUAAGGGUGAGCAUACUGGGGGCCGCAGGGGAGAGCAAGAUGGCAUAGAUGGUGGAUCUGACAGAGCAAGAAAGAACAAGGACCUGAUAAAACGAGGUCAUGGUACAGAUGAUAGUGAUUCUGAUAGAGGAACUUAUACAAAGGGAAAAAAGGUUACAGAGAAGGGUAAGAGGAAGCUUGAUGAUGGUUACAUUGAUCAGCAGCCAGAAUCAAAAUCAAGGACCCGGAAUAUCAGAAAAGAUGUGGGGUACAAGAGGAAUAAACUGGAGGAUGCUAAAUUUGACACUGAAUCAUCUAGAGCUUAUAGGGAAAGGGAUGACAGUAGAAGAGACGAUUUCUCUAGGCCUAUUAAAUCUAGAACAGACCAUGAUGGUGAGAAUGGUGGACGAGAAGGAAGGAUUCACAGUAAGGAUAAUGGAACAGAAAGUGAAAACAGAUGGGACAGGGAUUAUGAAGACCAUAGAGGCAGUAGAAGGCAUGGCAGGGAUGAAGAGGAGCAUAGAGGGAGAAAGCGCAUCAGAGAUGAAGUGGAGCAUGAAGAUAGAGGCCAUAAAAAAGAUGAUGAGGAGCCACAAUAUGGAAGCAGCAGAAGAGAAAGAAGAUGGGAGGAAGAAGAGCACAGAAGUAAGGGUCAUGAGAGGGACAGACAAUUAGAUUAUUCCAAGAGAGCUAGACGUGAUGACUUUGAAUCAAGUGAGGGAAAAUUUCAUGGAUAUGACAGGAGUGAUGAUCGCAGGUCCAGACGUUGAGACUAUAUUAACUGAUGAUGGCAAUUCCUUGCAGCAUUGGUUUUAAGCAUCCAAGUCUGGGGGGAAUCGGGCCAAAACUAGGAGUUGAGAGUUUGUGGGACUUAAAGUCAUUUAGUCUUUUCAGUUUGGUCGUAUCUUGUAUUUUGCCUAUUUUCUCUUAUUGUCAGAUAUUGUCGUUUCAAGGUGAGUUCAGUACCACCUCCUUAAGCCCAUAAAUGGUCGACAAUAUUUACAGCAGUCAUUGUAAGGUAGUUUUGAGAACUUAUGCAAUACAAGUUGGCUGUUUAAAUAUCAUUUCAUGAAAAUAGCAGGAAAUAAGAGAGAACACUGUAAGGGAGUUGAGCACGGUGAAUACUUGGACAGUAAAUGGGGCGCUGGCGGAACCGUGUUGAGCUGCAAGUCUAGCGAGACUGCCAAAUGGUUCACAAAAGCAAUAUCGGAAUGAUGUUCCUUGACUCCGUAAUACAAGCCUUAUUAGCAUAUCCCCAGUUAUAUAGCAAGUCCUCGCUGCACGUACUAGUGGCCUUAUUUAUAUCUUGUUUGGCAAAUUUAAUCACUUUAAUGCCCUUUAGAUCAGCAACCUUUUUGUACCAGGGCAAAAUAUCUUUGAACUUAAUUUUCCAGAGAAGAUUUCCUUGCCUCUACAUGGUCUUGUAAGGGGCGCAUUACGUCUAUCAAUUGACUUUCUUCCAUCAAUUUUGAAUAAAGUUUAGUUGCUUAU
Rubroshorea leprosula is the source of this 3045-nucleotide messenger RNA. The record is from the annotation of a GenBank genome assembly. NCBI's taxonomy places the organism in Eukaryota, Viridiplantae, Streptophyta, Magnoliopsida, Malvales, Dipterocarpaceae.